AUGGGCGAUGCGCUAUGUGGCCCGUCGAAUGCGCUUCAGAACUUCCAGAAGCAUACCUCUGUUGAUCGGACUCUUCAGCAAGACCGGCUUACAUCCAGGCAACCUUCUGCUCAGGGUUUCCGCUCUCAAAGCCCCCGCGAUGGAAUCCUCGACCCCGAGUUUGCUGCAUUUGAAGCCAACCUCGGAGGACCCCAAAUACAAGACAUUCAACAUCCAGCACAGCUGCAACAUCCAGCACAGCUUGGCGGACCAGCACAACUUCAUCAUGCACAGCACCCGAGUGCCAACUGGGCAUCCGACUUCCAAAACCUAAAUAUCUCCGGCCCACCAGCACCUCAAAUACACACACCCCCUGUUGCGCAAGCCCAAAGAGGAUGGCAUAAUGAGUUUAUGAACCAGCAUCAACAACCCGCCCCAGCUCACCAUAUGCAAGCCCAGCCGAUGGCAAACCGCGGAUUCCAGUCGUCCUUUGCACCGAACUAUUCCAUGUACAAUAACUCGAUGAAUAUGCAGCAAGUGUCACAUGCACCUCAACAGCAACAUCAAGCGCCCGUGGAGCAAUUUGACGAGUCUGCAUUUGAGGCCGCAUUCGACCAGGCCCGGGCUAAUCUGGACGAGCUACAACAACCCGAGGUCAAAACUGAUAACGAACUGCCACUGCACGAAAUUAGUCAAGCCGACCCAGGAACUGUUCUUCCCGACCUCGAUGAUCUCAGAUCCGACACUGCCCGCAUUGGAUCCGAUACUAUCGCUCAGUCCGACAAGCAAGACCCACUGACGCGGGCUCACGAUGCCGAUGCUCUUGCUCAGACAGCAGGGCAACUUCUCGACAGCGUUCGUCACGAGCAAAACCAAAAGUUCCAGCAAAGCAAUUUCCUUGCUUUGAUGCGUCGGAUUCGUGAUCGUGAAGUAGAGGUGGAAGGGGAUGAAUUUCGCGAAACCGCGCAAUCCCUUCACCCGGGUGGGCCUUACUACCCAGGUCAACCGAUCCCUGACCAGGCCACGCCGUCCGACACUACGAGUAAGGAGACUUCCCUCCCCGUCGGCGGGGCCUAG
Molecule: messenger RNA, 1056 nt
Organism: Penicillium waksmanii
Lineage: Eukaryota; Fungi; Ascomycota; Eurotiomycetes; Eurotiales; Aspergillaceae
Gene: pex20
Product: protein pex20
Exons: 3
Coding region: 1-1056 (351 amino acids)
Biological process (GO): protein import into peroxisome matrix, docking
Cellular component (GO): peroxisomal membrane; cytosol
Source: RefSeq, a predicted model, not a curated record